Cercospora beticola is the source of this 2876-nucleotide messenger RNA. RefSeq lists its product as uncharacterized. The record is from RefSeq and is a predicted model, not a curated record. NCBI's taxonomy places the organism in Eukaryota, Fungi, Ascomycota, Dothideomycetes, Mycosphaerellales, Mycosphaerellaceae.
CCCAGCUCCCCGGUCUGGUCGGCUGAUAUCAUGCAUCGGAUGCACGGGAGAGAUAAGAGGAUCAGAUCUGCCGACAUGGGCAAGAAGUUCGGGCGGCGAGGUGUGUGAAGAAGCAAGCGCCACAAUGGGACGGCAGCAGGCUUCGUCGCCGAGAUGCUGCCUCGCAUCAUCAUGCAAACCUCAUCCAAGCAAGCUGCCGCCCUCCACCCCGCCUUCUGUCUCAUCGCCGAAAAUGUCCUUCACGGCCCAUUGAUCGUCUCCCUCGUCCCUCAUUGUUGGCACCGCCUCAUCUAGGUCACUAAACUGCAGUCCUUCGGUCAAAAUGGACCGCGAUGCGCUCCCGUCGCCGCAGACGGCGGAGCAGCCAAGCGCGUCACCAGCGAGGACAACCUUCCUCGAACCCGAAUAUCAAACCACAGAACCUGAACCUUCAGACGCGGGCACCCACCACUCCGACCACGAUGGCGACGACGAUGGAGAUCGCGCGAGCUCCGCUCACAUCCGGAUGGAGAGCCCGCAGCCGCGACCGCGACCUGGAAUGCCCAAGCGAAACACAUUCAAAGGUGGAAGCGCCAAGAACAUGCAAGAGGCAUUGCGGAUAGCGAGAAGAAGAGAGGAGCAAGAGACACUGCUGGGCGAUCACGAAGAGGCAGAUGAUGAUGGGUGUUAUCCUCCGCGAAAGAACGAUGAUCCCAGAGCGCCGAACCCACACAGUUCACUGCCUGUUUAUACAACGAUACAUAAGAUCAGACGGCUCGUCAUCGCCAGCAUAGACGAUCCAUAUAGCAGCGAGCAGCUGAAGAGUCCCAGAAUGAACGUUGCCGUGGUCCGGCCACUAGUAGACCAUCUUUACGAUCCGGACGAUGUCUCGGUGGUGUUCUGCUUAUUGGUGAAUCGAGUUCAAUUCUUACGCGAACAGUCGUAUCAGGCACAUCACAACACAGUCAACGUCACAAGAGCGCAUCUAUGCGAGCUCGUAGCAGCUCGAAUAUUACGACGCUUCGACGAAGAUCAUGAAGGCAGAAUGGGCCUUUUGACAUUGGCCAACGUCUUGGUUGCAGGCUUCGAGCCAUUCCAGAACGCACCUCGGGAAGUGGCUCGUGAGCAUCGCACAGAACUGCACUGGUCAAUAAGAUGGCAUUUGGCGAGGCCCGAAUAUCAGCGAAUGCUGACUGCGUUGGAAGUUGCUAUUGUCUCGGAAGCCAAGAGCUUUCUGAGCGCUUCGGCAUGCCAGAAGAUCGUAGAGAAUGUAUACCGAGGGCGGAUCAUCUACACGCCUACGUCGUUCAUCGACAUCAUCCCAGACCACUACAAGAACCGCGGAAUCACCCUGUACGACCCGCGAAGAGCGCCAAUUCUGAAUCAGUACCGGCUGAUAGUCCCUCGCACGAGAAACAUCAUCGAAGGGUGCCAGUUCGUCAUACUACUUGUUCUCUAUGUCGCGACAAUGCUCAGCAAGUCCCGGACAUUCGGACGACAACAUACUCAAUUCACCAAAAUGGAACUCGUCUUCAUCAUCUAUGCCAUUGGCUGGAACUUGGACGAACUGGCUUCAAUAUGCGAGCACGGCUGGACUGUACACACCGAAAACCUUUGGUCUUUCCUCGACAUCACAUUCGUUCUCAUAUUCAGCGUCUAUUUCUGCACUCGCAUGCACGGACUAGUGCAGAACGAUCCCACGAUCGGUUGGCUGGCAGAAGAUAUUCUCGCCAUGGCAGCACCUGUCCUCUUACCACGACUGGCGUUCUGCUUGAUGCCAGAGAAUAUGCUCUUCAUCUCCUUGCGAGCCAUGAUGUCAGACUUCACCUUCUUAACAGUUAUUGCCUGUUGGUGCUUCGGCGGCUUCAUCCUCGCAAUGUGGUGGUUAUCCGAGACGCAAGAGGGUUUCCUCACUCACACUGUCCUCACUAUCUCAAAAUGGAUGCUCUGGAUCUGGUUUGGCCUGGAUGGGACUGGCAUUCAACGUAGCGUCGAGAUGCACUGGUUCCUUGGACCUCUGCUGAUGAUCACAUUCGCUUUUCUGGGGAACACGCUCUUCUUGACGAUCCUCGUGGCCAUGCUUUCAAAUACUUACAACAGCUUGUCCAGGAAUGCCACAGCCGAGAUCCAAUUCCGACGCGCGGUUCUCACAUUUGAAGGCGUCAAGUCAGAUUCGUUAUUCGCAUAUCGUCCACCGACGAACGUCCUCGCGUUCAUGACUUUACUCCCGCUCAAGUUCGUGCUCACACCGCGUUGGUUCCACAAGGUCAACAUCACAGCAGUGCGUGUCCUCAAUGCGCCGAUCUUACUACUCAUUUCCUGGUACGAGCGCCGCUACCUCUGGAAACGUGCUCGCUUCCUCUCACCUCCUCGCAAGCACACCUGGCUCAGCAUGUGGGAGCGUUUCGGUGCACACGGAGACUUGCAAGCCGUAUUCGACGCAGACCCACCACAGGAAAUCUUGGAUGAAAUGGACGAUGUCGAUGAAGUGCUUUCGGGAGACUUGUAUGAUGGGUUAGACUAUUUGAGCGCUUUGCGGGCACGGAGAGGCUCUAGGAGUGGCUUUAGCGAGGCGAGUGGCGUUUUUGGUUUUUCGAGGUCAAGGAGCAGGAUGAAUGGGUUUAGGAGGAGGGGAACGAGAGGUACGAUGGGAACUACGGGGACGAACGGUGAGGAGGGAGAAUUGCCAAUUCCAGACCCGGACGACACUGCGCAGCGGAUUGAUGGCGAGGCGGUGUGAUACAUUUUGAGUAGGUGGAGAUUUGUAUUACUAGCUCUCUGCUACGAGAACUUCUUUUCUGGACGUGGCCCAGACGGGGCUGUCCCUAUCAUAGUUGCGCCACUGCGCAGUCCAAUCGCAGCCUCGCAGUAUGCAACUCGCAAAGUCAGACCGCGCU